Molecule: messenger RNA, 1477 nt
Organism: Bursaphelenchus okinawaensis
Lineage: Eukaryota; Metazoa; Nematoda; Chromadorea; Rhabditida; Aphelenchoididae
Source: the annotation of a GenBank genome assembly
AUGACGACAGUUGAUCUGUUACAAGAAUUUGAGCAGAAUUACUCUGUCAGUACGGCCGACAUAACGGCCAAGAUUGGCCAGUUACAGUCGUUGUUACCUUCGGAACGGACUACAGCUAUUAAUGAGAUAAGAAGGCUAUUGUCAGAAGUGGAAGACCUUCUAGAACAAAUGGAAUUGAGUGUGAGAGAAUUAGAAGUGGGAAGGUAUGAUACUUUCUGUUUCUUUGGUUUUCAGGUACAAUAUUGGUUGGAAAUGGCACUAAUUUUUUUAUUUUUAGAUCUUUUUUGCCUAAGAAUGAACUUUACAGCUAUUUUCCACUUGAUAAUGACAUUCUUUUCAGCACAGAGAGGAAUCGCUACGAAAACAGUGUGCGCAGCUUCAGAACGGAUCGUAAGAAUCUGGAGAACGAAUUCAAAAAGGCAGUACAGCGUCUACAGAGAGCUUCAGAUCGAGAUGAACUAUUUGAAGAUGGUUUAAGUGUUGAUCAAGAAGAUCAGUUGAUCGCCAACACAGAACGAUUAGAAAGGACUUCCAGAAAGAUUCAGGAUGCCUAUAGGGUCACGGUGGAGACAGAAGAUGUACGUUUUUGUGAAAAAUGCGAGAAAAUUAGUGGAUUUUGUUAAAGAAUGACGAUUUUGAAUUAUUUUCUGUUUGAAAUUCAUUUUUGUUUAUUUUACGUUGGAGAAGAGGACUUUGGUUUUAAAAUUUGCGUUUUAAGAUUGGCAAUACAGUGCUGGAGAAUCUUUCAUCACAACGUGAAACCUUACACAGAGCCAGAGAUCGUCUUCGGGUUGGAGAUGCGGAAUUGUCAUCGUCAAACAGACUAUUGGGCGUUAUGAUUCAAAGGUUGGUUUUGUUUAUCAAAAUGGCGAUAAAUUUCUUUACAAAUCAAAAAAGGACAAAAAAUUUCUUAAAAAACUAAAUGGCAUGAACUUUUUUUAACGAAACCAGAAAUGGCAAGCACUUUCUUCAUAAAGCAAAACAUGGCAAGGACUUUCUUUACAAAUUAUAAAAUUUUAAAAUUUUUAGUGUUAUAAUUACGUUUUGCACUGUGCAAACAAUUUUCUUCUUUACACAGUGCGGUUUUUGAUUAAUUUUAGGUAAAGCUACUACUGUAAUUUUUAGUAUAGAGUUAUUAAAAGCUAUUAAAGCUAGUUUUAAUAUUUUUGACGGUUAAACAAAUAAGCAGUAAAUUUUUAAAAAAUUGUUGCACUGUGCAACAAGUUUAAAGUUUGCACCGUGCAAAGAAAAUUAAAAUAUAUACUUUUUGUAAUGUCAACGUAUAGAUAAGAUGAAAAAAGGUCAAAAACCGGUCAUUUUAUCUUUUGUUUUAUACUAAUUAAUAUUUACUGACUAAUUCCUUUAAAAGUUUAAAGUUAUAAUAUUUUGCAGAGUGAUCCAAAACCGCCUGAUCUUACUGGUCGUUGCCGUUGUAAUGAUGUUCUUCUUGCUGGUUUUCAUGUACAGAGCGCUUUGA